Messenger RNA from Leucoraja erinaceus (little skate), 2876 nucleotides. RefSeq names its product double zinc ribbon and ankyrin repeat domains 1 (gene dzank1). Lineage: Eukaryota; Metazoa; Chordata; Chondrichthyes; Rajiformes; Rajidae. Gene Ontology annotation, molecular function: protein binding. The transcript is spliced from 22 exons. Gene Ontology annotation, biological process: eye photoreceptor cell development. The coding region runs from base 337 to 2688 and encodes 783 amino acids. The record is from RefSeq and is a predicted model, not a curated record.
UUUCGGGCCGAAACCCUUCUUCAGUCUGAGUGGUGCAAUCGCGGCUCGCAGUGCGCAGGCGCGGUAUCCAUGCACGCCGCCGGUUGCUGGCGUCGCUGUAAGAGGCGAUCGGAUUGGCUCGGGUGGGUCGUCACAGCGACCAUGGCCAGGCAAUCAGAGGCGGAGGCGUGUUGUGCCGUUGCUGGCAAAGGUCUUUGGUUGCUGGUGGCAGCGAAGCGGAGAAGUGACGGCGCUGGAGGGGCAGUUCCCUCUGGCCAAGCUGAGUGGAAUUAAUAGUGGGUGGUGUUUCUAACAGCUGCCCUACUGCCCCUGUGGCUGGGUGUCCCCUGGGUCGGUAUGACGGCCGGAUCUAUCGCAGUGCCACAUGUCAUCCCCUUGCGGGUGCCUUUGCCAGGCAAAGCCAAGCAUGAAAUCGAUACUAACACCCCUAUCGCAAUCAAGUCAGACACUCAAAAUGUAGACAUUUUCUACACCGUAAGUGGCAGCCGACCUCAACCCCUAAAGAAACCAAGCAAAGGGCACAGCUCCACCUUCAAGUACAGAAGACCGUUCACAUUGCCAGCAGGCAAAGGGACUGUGAAAGCUCUGGCUGUCUCUAGAGAUGGUCGGGAGAGCGGUGUGGUGACGAAGGUGUUUCUAGUCGAGUACCUGCCGCCCAGUGCAGCGGACAUGUUGGAAGAUGAUGGGGAGAAUUUCCUCCAGGAUUACAGAAAGGAACUUUCCCAACAGGAAACUCUGGAGAGGCUGUCAGCUCCCCCACUGGAAUGUGAUUCAGCUCCAAACAAGGGGAGCAGCCUUGCCUGGGAGGAUGCAGCUCAUACAUAUCAAGACCUGAAGAUAGAUGGCAGCAAUCCUCGCAAAUCAUUGAAGAGCCCACGAUUCCUAAGCAGCCGACUAGGAAUCCUGGCCACUGGACAUGAACCGCAGUCACACCCAUCUCAGCUGUCAGAUUCCCUGGUUUUACAUCCUAAAAAGACGCCCAGCAGUAUACAAGCCAAUCGAAUCCUGAGGGAGACUGACUUUCUAAAGUGCUCUCGUUGCUUCGCCCCUCGCCCAGCAGAUCCCUUUGCACGUUUCUGUCAAGAGUGUGGCUGCCCUGUCCCUCCGGUGCCCGGCCGUAGACUGCUGCCCCCGGAAGGAGCUCGGACUGGGCUUUGUGUUGAGUGCCAGACAAUGAUCCCAUUGAACACUCCAACGUGCAUCGUGUGUGAGGCUCCUGUAUCACCUCAGCUGGUGCCUCAGGCCAGCAUCCUCCUCCAGGACAAGAUCAUCUGUCGAUCCUGCGGAACAGGUAACCCAGCCAACAUCCUGCACUGUGUAACCUGUGAGACCAAGCUAUCAGAAUCUCCUAAGUCUCUUCUUAGUGGAGAUCAUGCUGUACCAUUACCAAGUCAAGUGGGAAAGUUGCUGUCUUGCUCCAAGUGUGGUCGGGUUAACAACACUAACGCUCGAUUCUGUGACUGGUGUGGAGCCAAGCCUGGCCCCCCUAUGAGUUAUCUCAGCUGCUCCAAAUGUGGAGCAUCUAACCAUCCAUACGGCCGUUUCUGCUCGUCCUGUGGCCUUUAUCUGGAGCCACCACCACGGGUGGACUCCCGCAACAGCAUGCUGUUUGAUGCCGGCCAUCCUGCCGCCCCGGAAGAGACCAUUGAUCUUCGUGAUUCUGCAACCUGGCAACCUUUGACCAUCCCGCUGCCAGGGUUCAGGCUGCCAGAGAAGGAGGAUCAAGGGACCCAAACUGUGGGUCUGUUUUACCCAUCGUGCAAGAUGAUGCAGAAGAAGGAGAUGGAGAUCACGUCUCAUCGUGGAAAGCAGCAGAGGACGAGCAAUCACCGUCCCCUCCUCACAGCGGUCAGCCCGGGCAGAGGAUAUUGGAGGCUGCAGGUAGACCACAUCUGUGCACACCUGCACACUUAUGCACACAACAACACUGAAUUUCGAGCUCUUAUUGGUGAACCUCAAAUGGGAAAAAUCAUAUCGACCACAGUUCACGAAGAUGGAUACGAGCUCAGUCUCCGUCUGAACUUUGUUCUUGCAGGAAAUAAGAACGUAGUAAGUGGAAACUCGGCGAAGGUUGCCCAGUGCAAUUACCUGAGCAGUGUGACUGAAGGGCGAGACCUGCUCUACAGCAGUCUGACCAGUCUGGGUAGUGACCAGCAGUCGGGCAGAGGGAGCGCCGGCAAGAAGCCAAAACGAUCACGGAGGAAAAAAGAAGGGUUGAAGAAGGAGCACAGCCUGCCUUCAGAAGACCAGCAGCUGUUGAAAGAAUUGGGGCCGACUAGUUUGGGAAGAAUCUCGGAAAUACAGCAGUUACUUGAUGAAGGAGCAGAUCCAAACUGUAGAAAUAGUGAGGAUCGUCCAGCCCUAACGGUGGCUGUCCUGAACCUGCACCACGAAGUGCUGCCAAUUCUGGUACAGAAGGGGGCAGAUAUUAACCAGCAGUCGGGCCGCAUGAACAAUACUGCUCUUCAUGAGGCUGCAGAAAUGGGAGCACAGGGAGUGAAGUGUGCAGCUGUUCUACUUGGCUGUAAUGCAAAUAUAAAGAAGAAAAAUGAUAAAGGUUUAACAGCGUACGACUUGGCUGUAAAGACAGGUAGUGACCAACUAACGUCGCUGUUUACUGCCAAGAUGGGACAGGGCAUGUUGGACAAACUUGCCAAGACCAAGCGCGUCAGCCUGGACAUUUUCUAACGCCUUCCUACAGAUGUAACAAUUCAGCAGCCAGGGCUGGAGAGGCUUUAAUCUGCAAUGGCCCAGAAAGCUUCACUUAUAAAGGCAAGCUCCUGCUCACUGAUGGCAGCUGUGGGUCCCACAGGCUGUCGUGGCAAACUCUGUUCUUUUCUAUUGUGUGACUAGCUGUCCGUGUAGAUCUGGUUGAC